CUGUCCGUCUUGAGACUGUGCGGAGCUUCCAGACGAGUUUUCAUCCCCUCACGAGGAAAGCCUGCGGUGCCGAAUAAUAAAUAGAAUCGUUUUUAUGGUGUAACGAGGUUUUGAGACACUGAGACGGUAACAGUUCUAAUUUAGCACAAUAAAUAAAACCGGGCGUCAGCUGACGCCGCCAAACGAGCAAAAACAUGAAGGAGGAAAAGAAAUACACGUUGGGGUCACUUCCUCCAGGUGGACAUAGCUGAAGAGGACUCACUUGUUUUCUGCUGGAUAGCUUGCACCUGAAAAUCACAAGUGGAGUUGCAAUGUCUCAAUUAAAGAUCCUCCAGCCGGACGACCCCAGAGGUCUCAGGUUGUGUCCCCUUGUAUCUGCAUCAGCUACAUCAGGUUUGGCAGAAGCACAGGCAGGGUUUUCUGCAGAUGUCCAGCAGAUGUUGCCAGUUAAAGAAGAGGUUCCCUCGAUCCCCAGUCUGGACCAGCAGGACAUAGGCCACGUCCACAUAAAGGAGGAGCAGGAGGAACUAUGGACCGGCCAGGAGGGAGAGCAGCUUAAUGGUCUGGGUGCUGUUACUUUGAAGACUGAAGAUGAAGAAGAGAAACCUCAAGUCUUAGAGCUUCAUCAAGAACCAGCUGAAGAUAACAGAGAGACACAGACUCCAGCCAGCUGCUCAUACAAGCAGAUAAAAGGAGAACCUGGUGGAGAACUCUGUGGAGGACCAGAACCUACCAAUACUUCAUAUCUAAACAGUCUUUUACAACCAAAUACUGAUGGAAAAGCUUCAGACUAUUUCGAGAAUGAAGUCACUGUUGAUGAGGAUGAUGAUGAUUGGCAAGAGCCUUUGUCUGGACCUGAAAGUGAAAGUAGUGAUUGGAAGGAGAGCAUGAAAUAUGACUCUGGUGUAAAGAGUGAUAAUGCGGGACGUAUCUCUGCCAAACAACCGCUCAGCUGCUCUGAGUGUGGUAAACGCUUUCAGUACAAAGGGUGUCUUCAGAGACAUUAUUCAACACAUCAUUCAGGAAAAAAAACUUCCAGCUGUUUGGUUAAUAGAGUGAAGAAAAGUGUAAAAUCGCAGACAAAAGUCCACGGUGGAGAGAAACCAUUUGGCUGCAGUGUUUGUGGACAAAGAUUCAAUCAAAAUGCAAAUCUUAAGACUCACAUGAGAGUCCACACAGGGGAAAAACCGUUUACUUGUAGCAUUUGUGAAACUAGAUUUAGACAGCAGUAUAGUCUGGAUAGGCACAUGAGAAUCCACACAGGCGAGAAACCUUUUAGUUGUGGUGUGUGUAGUAAAAGAUUUUUACAACUGGGGGAUCUGAAGAGACACAGAAGUGUCCACACGGGAGAGAAGCCUUUUGAUUGUAAUGUUUGUGGUAAAAGAUUUACUCAGAGGAUUCAUUUCAAGACACAUCUGAGUGUUCACACAGGUGAGAAGCCAUUUAGUUGCGACGUUUGUGGUAAAAGAUUUAAUCGAGAGGGCAAUCUGAAGACACACAAAAGAAUCCACACAGGAGAGAAACCAUUCAGCUGUGAAUUUUGUAGUAAAAGGUUUUCACAACCAGGUGUUCUGAAGAGACACAGGAGCAUCCACACAGGGCUGAGCCCAUAUGCUUGUGAUCUUUGUGGUAAACGGUUUAAUUAUAAGAAAAAUCUUAACAGGCACAUGAUAAUUCACACAGGAGACAAACCAUUUGGCUGUGACAUUUGUAAUAAAAGAUUUUUACAAUUAGGGGAUUUAAAGAGGCACAUGAGAGUACACACAGGAGAAUAAUUACUUUAGUGCUGUGGGGUUAGUGGGAAAAGAUUUAUCCUAAGAGGGAAAUGCAAAUCCCCAAAAGUUGAUUCUAUUCAUCUGGACGUAGCGUUUUCAGUGGGAGCAACAUUUCGUAACUCAUCCAAGUGACUUCCCCAGUCUCAGCUGGCUGCAGGUUUCCCCAACCUUAUAAACAGUGAUUUGCACAAUGACCGAAACUAGCACCACUGUGAAUCCCCAAAUACUGAAGAAGUCACUUGGAUGAGUGAUGAAAAGUUUUGUCCAGAUGAUCACAAUCAACCUUUCGAGAUUUACAUACCUGGAUAACUGAGCAUGCAUCGAGACAAGAAAAUGUGAAGAGACAACAGAGAUUGUACUGUACAGUAAUCUGAUCACAAGAUGGAAAAUGUAUAUUAAACAAUCCAUAGCUUUUGUCCCUCUGAUAAUUGCAAAUAGUAAUCAUCUGUAUCAUCUUAGUCCAACAUCAGGAAUAUGUUUUCACAUUAACGUAACAGUAUAUAGCUUUUUUUUCUUUAACCUCCUAGGACCUGGCGUCCACAUAUGUGGACAUCACAUUUUGUAUUUAUACUCAAUUUUGCUCUAAAAGGGCCUGAUAUCCGCUUACGAGGACAUUAUACUGCUACUGUUCUAUCAAAAUUUCAAAUGAAUAUCCUCAUAUGUGGCUCUCAUUUUUCUUAGAAACAAAAAUCAGGUAAAAAACAAAAUCUGGUCAUUCUUUGUUUUUACAUUCAUCGGGUCCCAAUCAGCCCAAAUAUCAAAGAGAAAUCAAAAAUGCUUGCCAUGGAAGAGUUCAGGUCAUAGAAGGUUAAAUCUGUCAUUAUGAGGUUGUUGUGUUCGUAUUUUGUAACAGUGUCAUUUUUUCUGUCUUUUAGUUUUUACAUUUGUUCCCUGUGAAUUUCAAUUUGAUUGCUGCAACUUGGCAGGAAUUUUCCCACAUUAAACCAGAUUUGGUUUACCACAUUGACACUUCAAACUUUGGUGUGGCUCAGGGAGCACAGUGUUUUAGUGCCCUCUAUUGUCCAGCAGUCUGUGCAUGAUAAAUAAAAUAUUUUCAGUA
Molecule: messenger RNA, 2835 nt
Organism: Pelmatolapia mariae (spotted tilapia)
Lineage: Eukaryota; Metazoa; Chordata; Actinopteri; Cichliformes; Cichlidae
Product: gastrula zinc finger protein XlCGF57.1-like
Exons: 3
Coding region: 312-1775 (487 amino acids)
Biological process (GO): regulation of transcription by RNA polymerase II
Cellular component (GO): nucleoplasm
Molecular function (GO): RNA polymerase II cis-regulatory region sequence-specific DNA binding; DNA-binding transcription repressor activity, RNA polymerase II-specific
Source: RefSeq, a predicted model, not a curated record